Molecule: messenger RNA, 1644 nt
Organism: Melanaphis sacchari
Lineage: Eukaryota; Metazoa; Arthropoda; Insecta; Hemiptera; Aphididae
Exons: 10
Coding region: 8-1495 (495 amino acids)
Biological process (GO): regulation of cilium beat frequency
Cellular component (GO): ciliary basal body; axoneme
Source: RefSeq, a predicted model, not a curated record
GUACAUUAUGUUGCCCGAAGAAAAACAUAUUAGGAAAGUGAUCAAAGGAUGUUUAGAACUGGGAGUACAAGUCUCCGAGGAACUUGCACAUGUAUUUUUUAAAUGUUGGUCAUUAAAUUCCAAUGUGAAGAAUUUACAAAAACAAACGUUAAAAGUUGCAAUGGACAAAGUUAUAGACCAAUGUAUUCAGCGCUUAUCUGAUUACAAGGACCCAGCUAUAUUAUGCAUUAAAAUGCAAUUACUAAUAGAGAACGACUAUAAAAAUAUAGGAUUUAUCAUCAAUAAAGCCAGUGAAGAAAAUGAUCAAAAAAUUAAACCCUUAUUGAACGACAUUCUAGAUAACAUAGACCACAUAGGCAGCAAAAUGAGUGCAUUCAAUCAAAAAUUUAUACAGUACAUUAUUUUAUCCAACUAUAUGGGAGAUCCGACUUCACCGAUACGUGUUCAGGAAAUUUCUGAUACAUUAAAUAACGUAUUAAAUCAAACAAAAUUAUCAGAAUUUGAAAACCAAUUAUCAUCUUUAAAAACAAAUCAAUUGAAAGAAAUAUCAAACAUGGUAUGUGGCAUUUGGCUUUACAACAUAGAUCGUAAAGAUAUAAGAGAAGAAACAUUGGAUAUGAUAAAUACACUUCCUGAUGCCGUUGAUUUGCUUCUACAAAAUAUUGAUCAGGAGUCAAGAGAUAGUUCUAAGAAAGUGACAUUGAUAACUUCAUGGAUAUUUCAAUACUAUAAAGUGUACAAUGACAUUCUAGCUCCGAUAUUUGUUAUACGAAUAAAUUUAGCAACUGUUACAUUAAAAAAAUUAAACGAUUAUAAAGCUGUAUUAGUAUUUUAUCUACAGUACCAAAAAAAUUUAGAAACUAUCAAAAAUGAUUUAAAUAAAUUAAAAAUUGAAUUGCCAGCAUUACUCGAUAAAUUUUACAUCACAUUGAAAGAAAUUAAAAAUACAAAUGCACAUGCUGAUACAAUUUGCCCGGAAUUCAAAACUUUAUCAGUUAUUUGGAGUGAUAUUAGAGGGAUUAUGAAUUAUUUGGGUAUUACAUGUAGUUUAAUACUCACCAUGAAGCAAAUGACAAAUGAAUUAAUUAACAUAAAUGAAGAUUUCGAGAGUAUGCCAAUCAUAAAUACAAUUCUAACCAAUAAUGAAGAACUGUAUACAAUUAUUGAGACAUAUCCAUUACAUCCCAUGUGUGAAUGGUAUCCACCUACAACCAGUACAGAAGGAAGGAACUUUUUUGCAGACGGAUAUUGUGUGGUAAUGUUAGUUGAAACCGAAGGAACUUUAAUUAAACAUGACAAAGAUUUAGGGGUAAUACAGUACUCUGAUGAAUGGUUUGGCUUUUCAAGUAUUCAAGCAGUAUUACAUUUUGGUACCAAACCAACAUACUAUAUGAACCACUUUUUCAACUUAUUGAGGUCUAAGACACAUCUAUUAUCAUUUUUUCACUUAUACGAACAAAUGGCAGAAAUGCAUCAAAAUAUCAACGAUAUGUAAGAAGUACAUUGUAUUAUCUCCAUACAAAUAUAUAUUUAUAAUUUAUAUAUGUAUAGAGCGAGUGAAAAGGACAAGUACAAGGAUGCACAAGUGCAAACAGCACUUUAUCUACACAACACAGGUUUAAUAAACAAUAUCACUCAUGACUC